Messenger RNA from Chaetomium fimeti, 1269 nucleotides. RefSeq lists its product as uncharacterized. The coding region runs from base 318 to 1007 and encodes 229 amino acids. The transcript has a single exon. The record is from RefSeq and is a predicted model, not a curated record. Lineage: Eukaryota; Fungi; Ascomycota; Sordariomycetes; Sordariales; Chaetomiaceae.
CAAUUGUACGAAGUACCCAAAUAUCCUCUCACUACGCAGAGCCCAUCCUGCUCGAUGAGAUGACAGUUCUCUCUUGGGAAAGUCGCGAUGUACCGACUUCGUGAUUCAUGCGCGACAAGGGAGUCUCAAGCGCCGGACGACCCCCAACGCUUCCUCAUGUGGAGCGAGAGACCGUUGCCCGCAGUCGUGGGGGAGCUGAGAUCGGGCCACCGUCACACUCCGGUUCGUAAUAAUGCAGCUUUACGUAUUGCAUACCACCCGACUUGCAGGGGAGGGAGAGUUCCCGCUUUGCUAACAGCACCCCCGGAACCGCGGAGAUGUCUCGAGGAAACUUUUGGCAAUUGUUGGUUCGCCGAGGACCGAAAUUCGGGGCUUCCCCAUCUUUCUCCAACUUCUUGAUUAUUUUGUUGGGCACAGUGCGCUUCGCGCACGAAGUCCCUUCUUUGCAUUUUCCCCAGCGAGGAAGGAAAAGAAGGCAACUGGAGCUCUCACUUCGAGGCAGAUUGUCUCGUCUCCCAACACUUUCCUUUCCCCAUAGUUUUUGUGAGACCGAAUCGAUUACUAAGCUUUGCUUGGCCUCUCUGGUUUGGUCACGGCCGGUGGUUGAACGAGCAGAAAAAAUGGGCGGUGAUCAUCGCUCUUGUUCGGCCAUUCCCACCUCACCCCCAGAAACUUCAAAAGAAAAACUGGACGGUGACUCCUCAUUAGGAAGGUGCGACGGCCCGCUGGUCAGACAAAGUUGGCCCAAACCCCUUUCCGCUGCCAUUGUGGUUGUUCUGCGGGUCCGGUCCCGCACUGGACCAUCAGUCCAGAACCGAAGACGCCCGGCACUCGGUGUUGUGUGCCCCGAUCCGGGGAAGCGAACCCCAUUUCAUCGUCACCUGCCCAGCGAUGAGCGUCAUCACGAAUCCUCAUAUGUAUAUCUUUGCUGUCGUUGCUCUGUUGUUGGCCUCGGCACGAUCGCCGCUCCGGUUGCCCGCGGCCGGCGGGGUCUUAAAACUUUUUGAUGCGGCGGACGUACGCCGAGCCGGCAGUCAGGACGGGAGUCAAUGGCAAGCAAUUGGCAAGCUGUCUUGGUGCUGCUUGGCGACCAUGAGGCACCACGCCUUGCUGCGAAACUGCAGCGUGGCGGCCGCCCAAUGAACUUCUGGGCGAUGAUGCCGAUCUUACCGCCUUGGCACCAAGCCCGUUAGCGCGCCUUGGAAGGUUCGAUGACAGACGUCAAACAUGCGGUUGUUGUCCUUCAACAUGAUCGCGAAACCGUCGCUC